AUCCACAUGUAACUUGGCAGUACUAAAUAUUGUUAUGGUUUUUCCUUUUCUAUUUUCACACUCCGUAAAUAAUUUUUACUGAAAAUACCUUCAAAGAGUUUGGUAUUUAUAAAAAUCUGUAAAAUAUUAUUUAAAAAUGACGCGGCACGCUCGCAACUGCACCGCCGGUGCUGUGUAUACAUACAAUGAAAAGCGACGUGAUGCUGCUGAAUCAGGCUAUGGCACCAACGCACAACGCCUUGGUAAAGACUCAGUGAAGUCCUUCGAUUGUUGUUCUUUAACUUUACAACCUUGUCGGAAUCCAGUGAUAACUAAAGAAGGCUACCUCUUCGAUAAGGAAGCCAUUUUGCAAUAUAUAAUUACAAGGAAAAAUGAAUACAGUCGUAAACUGAAGGAAUACGAACGUUUGCGACGGCUCGAGGAGACCGAGAACGCGCAGGAGUUAAAUCUUAAGCAACAAAAAUGCAUUGAAAAGUUUGUUAACGCUGGCAAACCAGUCAAUGAGAGUGCCAACGAUAAAAAAUUAGCUGACGUUAUAACGAUAACUCCAAGCACAUCGGCAGCUGCCGUAGCUGCGGCCGGCGGCUCCAUCUCUAACAUGACCAAUGGCAAUGAAAAGAAGUUACCUAGUUUCUGGGUGCCAUCCGAGUGUCCAAAUGCUGGUGUAGCAAAGGCCAAAAAGCCUGAUUCAACUAUUUAUUGUCCAGUCUCGGAGAAGCCAUUAAAAGUAAAAGAUUUAAUAAAUGUAAAAUUCACACUACUCAAGGAUGGUGAUAAUAGUCGUUCGCUUAUAGCAAAAGAAGCGCGUUACAUGUGUCCCGUAACACACGAUAUACUCAGCAAUGCUGUACCUUGCGCUGUGCUGCGCCCAACUGGCGAUGUGGUUACUAUGGAAUGUGUAGAGAAAUUAAUUAAGAAAGAUAUGAUACAUCCAUUGACGAAUCAGAAGUUAACGGAAAAGGAUAUUAUACUCUUGCAGAGAGGUGGUACCGGCUAUGCGAUGACCAAUGACAAUUUAAAUGCCAAGGAAAAACGUCCAAUGUUGCAGGUUUAGAAUAUUUUUUAUAUAAGAUUAGCGAGUUAAUAUUUUUAGUAGCUUGUGUUCAAUAAAAAAACUCCACAAUUAAUAUUUUAUAUAA
This is a messenger RNA of Zeugodacus cucurbitae (melon fly), 1139 nucleotides long. Its product is annotated as nitric oxide synthase-interacting protein homolog. Gene Ontology annotation, molecular function: ubiquitin protein ligase activity. The record is from RefSeq and is a predicted model, not a curated record. Gene Ontology annotation, cellular component: nucleus. The transcript is spliced from 3 exons. NCBI's taxonomy places the organism in Eukaryota, Metazoa, Arthropoda, Insecta, Diptera, Tephritidae. Bases 137 to 1054 code for a protein of 305 amino acids.